AAUAAAAUAAAAAAUAAAAAUAAUUAAUUAUUGAAUAAAAAUAACUUGAGAAAAUUUGUUGAAAUUGGACUUGAAAAAUCUGGAAAAAAAGUUGGCUGUGAGAGAUUACGUGAGGGAGGAGUCGUUGCCGGGUAUAUUGAAUCACCCGGUGCAGCAGGGAUUGCAUGGCGACAGGGACUACGAGCUUGAGGAGAAGGAGCAGAGGACUGUGAUAACCUCUGCGGUGACGCCGGAGGACAUCGAAUUCUACGAAGAACUUGAGCUAAAACAGGAGAAAAUCUGGAAAAGAAGAAUUAAACAAAGGGAAAUCUUCCAAAAAGAACUAAACAAAAUUCAGACACAAAUUAACUCACAAAGCGAUUCACAAAGUGAUUCACAAAGUGAUUCAGGCGAUGAAUUGAAUUUAUCUGAGGGUAAAACUUUGGGAAAUUCGUACUUUACGGAGGAUAAAGUAAGUAAAACUUUGAAGGUAAAAAUAAGAGAAAAGUCCGGAGAACAUGUGAAAAAUAGUUUAAUCGAAGGCUACGAUGAUUAAGUCAAACUUUCUAUCCGCCAUUAAAAAAUAUGUCCCACUCAUCCCCUACGGUAUUAAAAAUAGUAAGAAUUACAAGGAGAGUAAGAGGCAGCAGCGUAUAUCGAUGGAGAGUAUGCGUAGGCAGCGGGAGUUGAAGGGGUUAAUAUUGGACAGUAGGAAGACGUUAAUGAUGAGUUUGAGGGAUAACACGGGCAUCAGCUGGGGUCGUUCAAAGCUAAUACUAAAACACUUGGAAACACACCACAGACAUCCAAGCACCGAUGAUAAAAAACUCAGACAAAAAAUUAAUGACAUCGUUAAUCUCAUUAAAAAUUAAU
Theileria parva strain Muguga is the source of this 852-nucleotide messenger RNA. RefSeq lists its product as uncharacterized. NCBI's taxonomy places the organism in Eukaryota, Apicomplexa, Aconoidasida, Piroplasmida, Theileriidae. The transcript is spliced from 2 exons. The record is from RefSeq and is a predicted model, not a curated record. The coding region runs from base 528 to 851 and encodes 107 amino acids.